Molecule: messenger RNA, 1271 nt
Organism: Penaeus monodon (black tiger shrimp)
Lineage: Eukaryota; Metazoa; Arthropoda; Malacostraca; Decapoda; Penaeidae
Product: WD repeat domain phosphoinositide-interacting protein 4-like
Exons: 9
Coding region: 104-1159 (351 amino acids)
Biological process (GO): autophagy of mitochondrion; protein localization to phagophore assembly site; nucleophagy
Cellular component (GO): cytosol; phagophore assembly site membrane; extrinsic component of membrane
Molecular function (GO): phosphatidylinositol-3,5-bisphosphate binding; protein binding; phosphatidylinositol-3-phosphate binding
Source: RefSeq, a predicted model, not a curated record
AGUUAAGCUAGUUUUCGAACAUCCGAACAAAGUCAACAAACACACGCAGUUGAGACGAAGUUCCUGAAACGCACGCAAUUUAAGGAAACUCUUGCAGACGUCCAUGCAACUUAAAGAGACAAUGGCGCAGAGAGAGAAGGUUCACAGCUUGCGAUUCAACCAAGACCAAGGGUGUUUCAUAUGCUGUAUGGACAAUGGUGUUCGUAUAUACAAUGUGGAGCCUCUUGCAGAAAAAUUACAUUUGAAAGAAAGCUUAGCCGGAAGUGUUGCACAUGGAGAAAUGUUGCACAGGACAAAUUUACUGGCAAUAGUAGGAGGAGGAGCAGUACCUAAGUAUGCUGACAAUACAGUCCUAAUCUAUGAUGACAGAACAUCAAGAUUCGUCCUUGAGUUUACCUUCUCUGCUCCAGUUUUGUCUGUUAGACUGCGUAAAGAUAGGCUAGUUGUUGUAUGCUGCCGUCAGAUUCAUGUCUUUUCAUUCCCUCAUUCCCCACGGAGACUUUUCACCUGCGAGACUCGUGACAACCCCCUAGGUCUUUGUGAAGUGUCUCCUCUACCCUCUGCUGACAGACACAUUCUCUGUUUCCCAGCACAUAAAGUUGGAGCUGUCCAGUUAGUGGACCUUCUUACAACAGAGUCAACUGUGUCCCAAGCACCUCUCACAGUACAGGCACACAAGAGUGAGUUAGCAUGCCUCAGUGUGAACAGAGAAGGGACCCUGCUUGCGACAGCAUCACACAAGGGCACGCUUAUUAGGGUGUGGGACACUGCCAGGCGUGUUUUGCUGGCAGAAUUACGGAGGGGUUCAGACCCUGCAACAUUAUAUUGCAUUAACUUUAGUGGUGAUAGCGAGUUUUUGUGCUGCUCCAGUGACAAGGGAACAAUCCACAUCUUUGCACUCAAGGACACAAAACUGAACCGCCGCUCAACAUUCUCACGAAUGGGAUUCCUCGGCGGGUAUAUGGAAUCCCAGUGGGCACUUGCAAAUUUCACCGUCCCUCCUGAGUGUGCCUGUGUCUGUGCCUUUGGGACUAGUUCCACUGUUUAUGCAAUAUGUGUGGAUGGAACAUUUCACAAGUAUGUGUUCAAGGCAGAUGGAUGCUGUAACCGGGAGUCAUUUGAUGUCUACUUAGACCUUGUCGCAGAUGAUGAGUUUUAAAACGUAGGCAGAGCAGGGCUUCUGUAUCACGUUAUCAGUGGUAUUGCUGAAAUCAGUGUGCUGAGUUUCCCCAUUAUGCUUUUCCUGAUCUUUGGAUAAUUAAAGAGGAUUA